UACGUGUUGUCAAUAAUAGCCGAAAUCCUAGACUCCGGCGUCAAGCGCGCCUUAUUUUGUUACCACCAGCCCGAAGACAGUCUUGCUUCCCAACCGCCCGACGGCAGACCAGUGGGAGAUUGAGAGAGAAGCCGAUCGAUGGAGAAGUAUAGAGAGCUGAGGGUGGCGGCGGAGACGGUGGCGGCGGUGGACGCGCACGCUCACAAUCUGGUGGCUCUCGACUCCUCCUUCCCUUUUCUCCGAUGCUUCUCCGAGGCCGAAGGAGCCGCCCUCUCCCUCGCCCCCGAUACCCUCUCCUUCAAGAGGAGCUUGAGGGAUAUUGCUGGACUUUACAAUUGCGAGGCAUCCUUGAAUGCAGUGGAAAACCACAGGAAGUCUGCUGGAUUGCAUUCAAUCAGCUCAAAAUGCUUUGAAGCAGCCAAGAUAUCUGCAGUCUUUAUUGAUGAUGGCAUUCAGUUUGACAAAAUGCAUGACUGGCAAUGGCACAAAUCUUUUGCUCCUGCAGUUGGCAGAAUAUUGAGAAUUGAACACUUGGCUGAAACAAUUCUUAAUGAUGUGAAGUUCAGCACAUCAAAAUGGAUGUGGAUUCAUUUACUGAAAUUUCCUUACAAAAGAUUUGGAAUGGCUGUAUCCUUUGACUUACCUAUGCAAGUUCAUACAGGUUUUGGAGAUAAACUUGGAUUGAGGCUGGCCAACCCAUUGCAUCUACGUAAAGUUCUUGAGGAUAAGAGAUCUAAAUCUCGGAUUGUUCUUCUACAUGCAUCUUAUCUCUCGAAGGAAGCAUCAUAUCUUGCUUCAGUAUACUCCCAGGUCUACCUUGAUUUUGGACUGGCUGUGCCAAAGCUUAGCGUUCAAGGGAUGAUUUCUUCUGUCAAAGAACUUCUAGAGCUAGCACCUAUGAAGAAGGUGAUGUUCAGCACUGAUGGCUAUGCAUUCCCUGAAACUUUCUAUCUAGGUGCAAAGAAGGCACGUGAAGUUGUUUUUAGUGUUUUAUCAACUGCAUGUGAUGAUGGUGAUCUUACAAUUCCUGAGGCCGUGGAAGCUGUUUGGCGCAUCUUUAGACAAAACACAUUGCAACUUUACAAGCUAAAUGGUAUUGUUGAAUCUCAUGAUCACUUAAGAGCCAUAUCUUUCAACAGCACAUCCAAGGUUGGUUCAUUAGAAGAGAAUUUAGUAUUUGUCCGAAUUAUCUGGGCUGAUGCUUCAGGCCAACACAGAUGUCGUGUUGUCCCAGCAAAGCGUUUUUAUGAAGUUGUUAAGGACAUAGGUGUGGGUUUGACUCAUGCAUCGAUGGGAAUGACUUCAUUUUGUGAUGCUCCAGCAGAUAAGACCAAUCUGACUGGUGUGGGUGAGAUCAGAUUGAUACCAGAUUUAUCAACAAAAUAUAGGAUCCCAUGGGCAAGACAAGAGGAGAUGGUAUUGGCUGACAUGCACAUAAAGCCUGGUGAAGCUUGGGAAUAUUGUCCAAGAAAUGCCUUACAGAGAGUCACAAAAAUAUUGAAAGAUGAAUAUGAUCUGGUUGUAAAUGCAGGCUUUGAAAAUGAGUUUUAUCUCCUCAAAAAUGUUGUAAGAGAAGGGAAAGAACAAUGGGUCCCAUUUGAUAUGGGCCCCUACUGUUCUACUUCAGGAUUUGAUGCUGUAUCUCCUAUUUUACAAGAAGUAAAAUCUGCUCUUGAAUCCAUGGAUAUUUCAGUUGAGCAGCUACAUGCAGAAUCUGGAAAGGGACAGUUUGAAGUAGCAUUGGGGCAUACAACUUCGAAUCUUGCAGCUGAUAAAUUGAUCUAUGCUCGUGAGGCUAUCAAGGCUAUUGCUAGAAAGCAUGGAUUAUUAGCAACCUUUCUUCCAAAGUACUACUUGGAUGAUAUUGGCUCUGGAUGCCACGUGCAUUUAAGUUUGUGGCAGAAUGGCAAGAAUGUUUUCAUGGGAUCCGAGGUACCGACUACUCAAUAUGGAAUGUCAAAAGUUGGGGAACAGUUCAUGGCAGGAGUUUACUAUCAUCUUCCUUCAAUCUUAGCAUUUACAGCUCCACUUCCAAAUAGUUAUGACCGGAUUCAACCAGAUACAUGGAGUGGAGCAUAUCUUUGCUGGGGAAAAGAAAACAGAGAAGCUCCAUUGAGGACUGCAUGCCCCCCUGGUGUGCCUAAUGGGCUUGUAAGCAACUUUGAAAUCAAGUCCUUAGAUGGGUGUGCAAACCCUCACUUGGGUCUAGCUUCAAUAGUUGCUGCUGGGAUUGAUGGCAUUCGGAGAAGUCUUACCUUGCCUGAGCCUAUUGAAACGAAUCCUUCUUUUCAUGGUUCAAAACUUAGAAGGUUGCCAAAAGAAUUGGGUGAAUCUAUAGAAGCACUUUCUGGGGAUGAGAUUUUGAAUAAAUUAGUCGGUGAAAAACUUGUAACUGCUGUUAUUGGGAUUCGCAAGGCAGAGGUUGACUACUACGGAAAGAAUAAAGAUGCAUACAAAGAACUCAUUCACCGAUACUAGUAAGCUAAAUGUUUCUAGGUUGAGUAGUGGAGAAAAUAUCAUUUAUCUUAUGAAUCACUACAGUCCUGGCCUAGAAGACAAGUCAAACGCAUGCAUAGUUUUAUCUGUUUAACUUGCAUACCCAGUUAAAAUGUUGUCACUCUCAUUUCUCCCAUUAAUUUUGUAAUGGUUAUUCAGCAGUGGUGACUGUCGAGAUUCUGUGACAACAAGCAUCAAUUUUCCAGGCCAACUUUUUGUUUAUUGGAUGAGAAAAAUCAUCAUGAAUGAAAACAAAUUCAUCUUGCAUCA
Molecule: messenger RNA, 2766 nt
Organism: Phoenix dactylifera (date palm)
Lineage: Eukaryota; Viridiplantae; Streptophyta; Magnoliopsida; Arecales; Arecaceae
Source: RefSeq, a predicted model, not a curated record